Molecule: messenger RNA, 2094 nt
Organism: Zasmidium cellare ATCC 36951
Lineage: Eukaryota; Fungi; Ascomycota; Dothideomycetes; Mycosphaerellales; Mycosphaerellaceae
Exons: 2
Coding region: 1-2094 (697 amino acids)
Biological process (GO): double-strand break repair via nonhomologous end joining
Cellular component (GO): nucleus
Molecular function (GO): DNA-directed DNA polymerase activity; DNA binding
Source: RefSeq, a predicted model, not a curated record
AUGGAGGGCGACGGCGAAGAUCAGCUCAAGCGGAAGAAGAACUUCUUCGAUAGCAUUGGCUUGCCAAGCGACGAUGAUGAGACUCCCGAUCCAGGCCGAACAGAAGCUCAAUCUGCCAUCGCAUCGACUUCGUCAAGACCUCUUGCCCGAUCUGUGUCCGACAGCAGAGUCAAUGUUGGCGAACGCUUGAUGCAAGAAGCCAACAAACCGCCUUCAUCGAGUGAGCCACAGAACAUUGUAGCGAAGGCAACCAUCAACAUGCAAAAAAAGCCUCCGACUAGUCUGCGCAAGACUGUCUCGGAUGUCAUUAGGCCCAAGGAGUCGAUCCAAAAUACUGGGAAACGGAAGCGCAGCGAUCUCGUUCCAGCCGAGCAGCAACUGUUCGAAGGUCUGCACUUCUACUUCUUUCCCAACGAUGACAGACAUCCGGCGCGGCGACUGAGAAUUGCAAAAGCCAUGCAAUUCGGAGCUGUCUGGGACAAGACCUGGAAUUCCAACAUCACGCAUGUGGUCAUGGACAAAGGCAUGGACUACCGGCAACUCAUAAAGUUCUUGAAGAUGGAGAAGCUGCCAGAAAGCGUCAUCGUCGUGUCUGAGGACUAUGUUGCUCAGUCGAUAACGUAUCGAACGCUACUCGAUCCAAAGCAAGCACGCUUUGCUGUCAAGGGCCUCGAGAUGCCGUCUUUCAAGCAGGUCGAGUCAACGGAAUCUGACACGUCUUUGCCAUUAAAGCCGCCCACGAAGGAUACCGUCGCUCGCCAGCCUGAGACUCCACCCGCAGAGGCUGUUGAGGUGGCUGCUACAGCGUUGGAUAGAGUCUUCGAGAAUCAGCAACUCGAUGAAGAAGAGCCUGAACGCAUACCAAACAGCUUCGAAGCAACUGAGAGCAACAAAGAGUUGGAUGAAGCCAUCAGAACGGCAAGAACGCUGAGGGAUGUGCCGCUAGACGAAGAAGGCGAGAGCCGACCUGGGACGUCCGAAGGCCCAGACUCGGGUGAUGAGGAGCAGGAUACUGGUUUGAAGUUAUUGAAGCAACGAAAAAGUAAAUUCAACCGCCUCCAAGACAAAUUCCAAUGCAUGGAGAAGCAUACUGGAGAUAAGUCAAACUCGCCGAAUCAGGCGACCAUCGACGUGUUACAGCAAAUGGCCGACUACUAUGGCCAGACUGGCGAUGAGUGGCGAAUCAGGGCUUACCGUAAAUGCAUCACGAGUCUGCGAAACUAUCCUACCAAAAUCACGACUCGGGAAGAAGCAGCCAAACUACCCAAUGUCGGGCCCCGUCUCGCGGAAAAGAUCGAAGAAAUUGCGUUCACCAACCACCUGCGACGGCUCGACAACGCGAAAGCAGAACCCAGCGACCAAGUGCUGCAAACAUUCAUGCAAGUUUACGGCGCCGGAAUCGUCCAGGCCAACCGGUGGGUCCGUGAUGGCUACAGGACCCUCGACGAACUAUUGCAAAAAGCAGACCUCACAGACAACCAACGCAUCGGCAUCUUGCACUACGAAGACUUCAACUCACGCAUCCCGCGAGCUGAAGUCGCUCAGCACGGCACCAUCGUCCGCAAAUGCCUCCAAGCCAUCGAUCCCUCAUUUGAGGUUAUAGUCGGAGGCUCAUACCGCCGUGGCUCUAAAGACUCCGGCGACAUCGACUGCAUCGUCACUCGACCCAACACGGACGCAGAUCACCUGCGCAACGUCGUGCUCGGCCAGCUGGUGCCCCAAUUGACCGCAAAAGGCUUCCUCGUGGCCAGUCUCGCCAUCACGUCCAAAGACGACGGCAGUAAAUGGCACGGAGCUUCCCGCCUCGCAGGCUCCAAGACCUGGCGACGACUGGACCUAUUGCUGGUGCCUUCAGACGAACUGGGCGCGGCACUAAUAUAUUUCACCGGCAACGACAUAUUCAACCGUAGUCUAAGGCUACUGGCGAGCUACAAGGGUAUGCGAUUGAACCAGCGUGGCUUGUAUCGAGAUGUCAUAAGAGGGCCGAAGCGGGUGAAGGUGACGGAAGGGACGUUGGUGGAGGGGAGAGACGAGAAGAAGAUUUUCGAGGCAUUGGGGGUGCCUUGGCGGCCUCCUGAGCAUCGGAUUUGUUGA